CUUCGAUUGCUAAAGGGUAUCUCUAGUAAUGUCUUGAAUGGGUUGUGGGAAAGUCAGUGUUUUGGAAAAAACAAAUUAAAAAGUGGGCGAUUUGAUACUACUUUUGUGAUAUUGGAAAUAUUUGUGAUUGUUUUACUAAUAGUUAGUUACUGAAAAAUAUUAUGCAUAUUUCGCAACAAUAAAAAUGCAUUUUUCUAUUCCUGAUUUGCAACAGUUUCACGACGACAAUGGAAUCUCUUACACGGGCUACAACAUACAUAUUGAUGGAGUCUUCCAUUGCACAGCUAGGUACAAACAGCUGCUCAGUUUACAUGAGCAACUGCAGGCUCAAAAUCCGUAUGUUAAACUGCCACAGUUUCCACCCAAAAAGUUAUUUCUUACCAACUCCCAACUGGAAGAAAGAAGGGUCUUAUUGGAAAAGUAUAUGCAACUAGUUGGCCAGAAUCCAUUGUUUACAUCAUCAGAUCUUCUAGUAACAUUCCUAUUUUCCGCUCAACAAGAAACUCAUGGUGUCAAAAUGCAUGAGGUAGAGAUUGAAAUAUCACUGAUGAAUGGUUACAGAAUACCUUUGUCAGUAUCAUCUACAGAUUCAUCAAACACCAUAUUAGACAUUGUAUGCACCCAACUAAACCUACCAAAGGAGCUGGUAAAAUACUUUUCCUUAUACCUUUUUAAUUGGAGUUGUGCAAAAGAUGGACAGCCAGCAUUAAAGAAAUUAGAAGAAUAUGAAUCUCCAUACAUAUCUCAAAAGUAUGUUAGACCAGAAGACAAAAUUGUUUUGAGGAAAAGCUACUGGGAUACUUGCUAUGAUGUUGAUUUAAUGAUAGACAGGGUGUCUCUGGACCUAUUGUACCUGCAAAUUAUAGAAGACUUGGACUUAGGAUGGAUAACAGCUGACCCACAAACUAGAGACAUGCUGUCCUCAUACAAAUCUAAGAAACAAAAGAGAGAGUAUGUAGAACUAGCGAAAACGUUACGCCAUUAUGGAAGGAUACCGGCGGGUGAAGCGGUGACGGAACUAAGUAACGUAACAGAUGGGGCUCCGGAGGGCACGUGUCGUGUGCGCGUGUCUCUCGCCUCGAAGGAGCUCACGCUGCUUAGCCUCACGCCCCCCGCACGAGAGCAGCGGUACAAGGUUACUAGAAUGCGAUGCUGGAGGAUCACUACUCUACAUACUAUUGAAAGGUCACCAGCCCAAAACGGCCAUGGCGCCCUUCUAGAGGAUUCUAACAGGAACUUUGAGUUGUCGUUUGAAUAUCUCAUUAGUAAGGACAACUUGAAAUGGAUUACGUUGAGGACAGAACAUGCGACAUUUAUUAGCGUGUGUUUACAGUCAAUCGUAGAUGAACUGAUGCGCCAGAAAGCAGGCGAAGGCCCAGCGUCCCCGAGGUGCAGUAAGCGAGGCAGCCUGACGUACCUGCGACGGGAUGGUUCGAGUCAAGUCAUCACGCCAUCAUCUUCGAGCGAUACGCUCAGCUCUACUAACGGAGAUUCCGGUACCUCCGGUAGUUCGAGAGAGAUAUUUUCUGUGCAAAAGUUGACAGAAAAGUUCGCGACUGUCUCCUUCAAGCCCGGCAGAGAGUGCGUCGAGAACAACGCGUUCGAAGCUAUUGGAGACGAGGAACUGUAAGGGCCAACACCACACUCGAAUUUAAAUACAAUAAUGUUUUCCAAAGACAAUUUAUCACACGGAAACAAAGUUGCCAAUAAUUAUGUAUAGAAAAAAAAUCUUGUAAAAAUUGUAUACAUAUAUUUGCAUUUUUUCGUAUUUGUACAGAAUAUUUUUUUAUCUAAUUGUCUUUUUAGAUAGUUUAUACAUUUUACCUUAUUAUUACUAUGUAGUAAGUACUCGGCUAUGAACACUUUAUAUCAAUUGUACGUCAUAUCAAUAUUAUUGAACAGUCUACAUACUUGCCAUAUUAUGUAAGUGUUUUUCUAGUUACUAAGUAACUUUUUUUUAU
Messenger RNA from Spodoptera exigua (beet armyworm), 1961 nucleotides. Lineage: Eukaryota; Metazoa; Arthropoda; Insecta; Lepidoptera; Noctuidae. The record is from the annotation of a GenBank genome assembly.